Trichoderma atroviride IMI 206040 is the source of this 2658-nucleotide messenger RNA. RefSeq lists its product as uncharacterized. Gene Ontology annotation, molecular function: protein binding. NCBI's taxonomy places the organism in Eukaryota, Fungi, Ascomycota, Sordariomycetes, Hypocreales, Hypocreaceae. The record is from RefSeq and is a predicted model, not a curated record.
AUGGAAGAAGACUACUUUGCCAUCCUGGACUGUGUUAAGGGCGACCGAGAUGUCCACCUGUGCCCCGCACUUCAUCUGCGGCGGCUCUCAGAGGAUCAGUAUGGAAGGCUGCGGCCCAAAACGAAGCAUUUCAAGCGACCCGUGUCCUCUUCAUACCAGGGAGAAGAGGGCUACCGCUCGGUAUACAUAAGGCAACAGCCGGUAUACUAUCACCUUCCACAGUUCAGACUCUCGCCUCUCAAUGUCGAGUCAGGACUUGGUUUUUCUGAUGGUGCUCGGUAUCGGCUGUUCGACAAGUACCCCGCGCGCUACUGGAAUUCUGCCACCAUGACACUCAGCGUCCGUUACUCUCCCAAAUUACAAGCCAUGGGAGUGUUUAGGUUCCAGAGCAUUGACAAGUCUUCCGAGAAAGUGGACGUGGUCGUGGGUUUGCGGCGCUUGAACACGAUGGAAUGGGAGGGAUGGUGCUUCCAAUUGGCAUAUCGUGACGAGUCUCUCGAGCAUGUUUUCCAAGAAAUCAACAAAAAGAUUGAAAAAACCACUCGCAAGUCCAACAAUAGCGAGAUGACUUCGUCAACUCUCCGUGACUCUCUUGGAGAGGACUCGACGUUGGCGAGCAGCGCAACGGUCGAGGGCGUACAGCUUCAAGGACGGCUCUACAUCUCCAUCUCAGUGAUCCCAAGAGCAGAACUUCUGGCUGAGAGUGCGACAUUUCAAAUUUCCACGAAUGCUAUAGAAUUAUCCAGAUGCAAUCAGACAGUAAAGUCCACAUCCUCCAAUUCGGGGGCGAGAGCAAUGACCGAAGUAUACUGCUGGUCUUCUAGCUCUCAAUUUGGGCUUGACCCCUCGUCUCCUUUGAUGUGGAUGGUCCAGCCUGUUCGAGUGACGUCUUUGUCAGGAGACGGUGCUUUUAUGAAGCCCCUCUACGAUUUCAUGUCACAACUUCAGCAGAAAAAAAUAAAAGGCGGCUCAAAUAAUACACUGAGUGCCAUCGAACAACUAGCUGAAGCUUUGUUCCUUAGAGAUUUAGACCGGGCUAUGACGCUAAUUAAAUUCAAGGUACCCGAUAUUAAUUCACGAACCACUGAUGAGUAUGGGUUUGCACCACUGCAUUGGGCUGUUGCAGGUGGCUCUUCUGACUGCAUUACGCUGCUCCGAAAGAAUGGAGCCGAAUGCAAGAUAUUUACAGAGAGCGGCCUGUCGCCUGCUCACAUUGCCGCACUCUGUAAUAAUUCGGUCUGGAGUGCUCUGGCACAUCUCAAUGAUGAAGGAGAGGCCGCAUGGCUUGCAAACGAGAGGACGUGGCCCUUUUCGGAGACGCCGCUGCAUCUGGCUGCAGCAUCCACCCCUGACACCGAGCUUGGUGAGCAAUUCUUUCAAGAGUUGCUGGAUUGGAGUUGGGUACCCACUGGACCGAACCCUCGAAAUAUUUUUGAAGAAACUCCGCUACACAGAGCCGCUGCUGGGAAUAACGCGAGUGCCAUUGAGGCUCUAGUCGCUUUUAGCCCUUGGGGUUUCAACAUAGACAAUGUGGAUCAGUACGGACGGACUUCGCUCUGGCAUGCCGCUGCUGCAGGCGCCUGUAAGGCUAUUAAGUCGCUAAUACGCUUGGGGGCAUCUGUCAACCUGACAGAUGAUCUGGGGAGGAGCCCUUUGCACGCAGCCUGUAGGGGAGGGCACGACGAUGCCGUCAAGUUGCUUCGUCAACACGGUGCAAGGUCAGACAUCGAGACCAACUCCCUGAACUUAUUGCCAAUGCAUCUUGCAGCCAUGUUUGGAUAUGUUGAUUGCUUGACGCUUUUCCUCGAUCCCUCGUGGCGAAUUGUUUCUCAGGCCAGUCUGGACAAGGCGGUCCAAAUAGCGGCCUCGUUCGGGAAGCAGGCAUGCGUGGAGAGUCUUUGCCAGUACGGUGCUAACCCGUAUGUGGCUUUUGAGUACUACUUACGACCCAGUGAUGGCCAUGCUGUUGUGGUCGAAAAGGAAGCCGACGCAUACACCGCCGCACGUUCGGAGCAGCAGUGGCAUAUUGUCAGCUAUUUCAAUACUUCGAAAGCACUAAGAGAUCUGCAAAAGCGUGUAUAUCCUAUCGAAGGACAGCUCGGCACGGACAAUUCAAUGCCGUCUUUCUCUGCUCCUAUCGAUGCGCUUCCGCCCAAGGGAGAAUCGGAACCAGCUUAUAUACUUUCUGAGCCCUAUUAUGGCAACCCAGCUCAUGAAAACGCCCCUGCCCCUGACACAAUGCCUCAUGCCAGCAACAAUCCCCAUUAUCCCAUCGCACCAAACACAGACACGCCCCUGCAUGGCAACCUGCCGGUUUCUGUUUCACCUUACGCGCCUCGGCAAAGACCGCCACAGGCCUAUGAAAGUCUUGGUCAACAGUCGUCCGCCAACCUACCAGCCCGGGCGAACCCUUGGUCUUCCGCGCCGUUAUCCCAGUCUAAACGGUUGCAGGAGCUGGUGAAUCCACAAGGUGGCUACAGAUACCAGAGCGCUCCAAGCCAAGAACGUCCAAUUAUCUCUGUAUACGCCUCAGCACCGGCGGCGGAGAAUUGGCCUCUUGGCCAGGGUAAUAGCUAUGGAAGAAGUGCAUCAGGUCCAACGUCGUGGUUUCACGCGAUGUGGCGCCACAAGGUACUGGAGAAACGACGAGGGCGAUAG